AUGAGAGGCUUAUGGACUCAAGCGUCUCGACCAAGGCUAAGAAGCUCUCACUCUCUCUCCUCGACCGAGUCCCUCAGCUCUACCCUUGUUCGAAAGACCACCACCAGACCUCCAAGGCGCCGGCCAGGCUUCGGUGACGCAUUCACCGUCCUUUUGACUCCUGUCCUUGCGGCCGCCCUCUUCGUCGAUACUAGUUGGAAGGCAAAACAGCGGAAGGAUUGGGAUGAGAGGCUCGCUGCCAUCGACAAUGAAAUAGAUUCGCUCAAGGAGCGGGAGCGGCAGCUCCGGAGCAGUCUCCAAUUCCGUAACACCCUGUCUGGAAUUUCUCAGCAACGAAGAUAUUAUGCUACAGCCGUGCAAGCGCGGGUGCAAGACGAUGAAAUCCCGGGGGAAAUUGAGAUGCCAAUUUGGCCGGCGGAUUUGGGUCAGGAAGACGGAGUGUUGCAGGACGAGAAGAUACCGAUUCGGCAAGUGCUCUCUGCACGCGAGUUCUCUGCUGAGCAGUUAUCCAACUUCCAGCGUUACCAUCGUCUGAACGCAAUCACCUUGGCACUUAGGAUGCUCCUGCAUCUACGCGUCGGACCCAAUCACUUCUAUUCGAUCGUUCCACCGGACGAUCUAGUAGACAGUGCAGUCCCUGAAACUUCUGAGGAUAACGGCCCUCUUCCAGACACCAAUCGCUUAGCCGAGAUGCUGGCUCUGACACGAAAGCAGAUGCGUUCUUUGGGCAACCUGGAAGACCUUUUCUAUGUGGCACCUCGCAUUCAAGCGCAGGCUGCCAGGGGUGGCCUUCAACAAGCCAUAAAAGAGCUAACGGCUGAGUUCGAUGCUGGCCGAAUACCACUGACUGGGCUGAUUGACGGUUAUGGAAAAGCGGUUCUUCACACGGACGAAGUGCCUUCUGUCUCCGUUUACGUUAUGCUCAUUCGGUCUCUUUCGAAGGUUGGAAGCCACAGCUUAGCCUACCAUGCCGUUGCCGCACUGAAGAGGAGCACCCUACCACUUUCAGACCCUGCAAUCUUCUAUAUGCUAUUGCAAAUUGGUCGAGCCUGCGAUUCCCGCUCUCUGAAUCAUAUGCUGCACUUCAUAGCAAAGUCGGAUAACCCGCUGAACGUAAUUCACAAGUGGGAAAAGACACGUGUCAAUGGAAUGGACCUUCCUGUUCCCGCCACUCUGAAUCCACGCCUUUUGAUGGUCUUGGUCUAUGCAUCCCUGAGGUGCGAGCAACCGACGCGGGCUGAAGCUUGGUUAACGCUCCUCCGCGAAGCGGACUAUGGGAGCAUGUGGAAGGAUGACCUGUUCAGAAGCUUUCUAGCCUACUACUCUCAGCACGGGAAUUGGGAGGAGGGCAAGAAAUGGUUACAGCGUUCUGUGAACCACGCCUUGACGAUCGCGAAUCAGUCGAUUGAUCGGCUAGCAAGGGUGAUAUACCGUAUGCUGGAUCUGUGUGUGCGUUGCUGCAAGCUCGCAGAAUAUACCACGAUUCUCGAUGCAGCAGUUGAUGCAGGCAUUGCGCCGCCACUUGUCGAUAAAACUCAGAAUGAUCGCAGGACAUUUCACCCACGGACUCGAAGCAUUCUUCUAGAGUGGGAAUCGCUCCCUCUUCCGGACAAUGUCGGAGAGUGCCCUGCGCAGGAAAAGGCAAGGUCAUUUCAACUAGCUUGCAGGUCUUUAAUGGAGGAGCUUUCCGGAAAGCCGCAAAAAGUCCAGAGUACUCAAGGGAACAAGGAUAGCGAGCUGGUGCUGAUGGCACCUACGGCUCAAAGCCCGAGUCUCCGGUAUGCUGUGCGAAGACCGAUGUCAGGUUCCCCUGCGACCGGUGGCGGUGAAUAUUCCUCGGCCGAGCUGGACAAACUGCAAAGCAGAUUCACCCAGCAGGAAGCCAUUAUUUCUCAGUUGAAAACGAAACUGGACCUGGCGGAACUACGACAAAGAUCUUAUCAAGAAGAAGCAGCUCAAAGGGCACAAAGAUGGAUGAAAAGUACAUCAGCAUUGGCACAGGAGCUGCGAGAAUCGAAAGAAGGCUAUGAAAGGCUUCAGAAGUUGAAUGAACUUUACGAGGAGGAGCGCGCAAACAUGCGAGCGGAGAUGUCAGCUCUGAAAGCUGUUGCUGAACAAUUGAUGCAACAACGACAACAGCCGCCGAAGCAGAACACCUCAACUGCCACGGAGCAGUUAUCGGGAGAGAAGAAUAUAGAAAGUGAACCACGGAAGACAGGGUUAGUGGAAGAAAUGUCGACUAUGCCCGACCCGAAACAACCACCAACUCAGUUACAAAACUCACCAGAGACCAGAGCCCCGACGAAAUCAGUCGAAAGUUCCAAAGCUCGGAAAUAUCGUCCCAAGAUUGGUCCCAUUCUGACGGCUUCUGGAGAGGUCAGAAUUCAGACCUACUCGAAAGCCUUUGACAAAGAUGUUAGACCAAGGACGUUCAAACGGGUUGAGGUCAAGAUGCAACACGCCACAACCUCAUCUUCGGUGCCUUGA
Messenger RNA from Fonsecaea multimorphosa CBS 102226, 2487 nucleotides. RefSeq lists its product as uncharacterized. The transcript has a single exon. NCBI's taxonomy places the organism in Eukaryota, Fungi, Ascomycota, Eurotiomycetes, Chaetothyriales, Herpotrichiellaceae. The record is from RefSeq and is a predicted model, not a curated record. Bases 1 to 2487 code for a protein of 828 amino acids.